Molecule: messenger RNA, 993 nt
Organism: Colletotrichum chrysophilum
Lineage: Eukaryota; Fungi; Ascomycota; Sordariomycetes; Glomerellales; Glomerellaceae
Exons: 4
Coding region: 1-993 (330 amino acids)
Source: RefSeq, a predicted model, not a curated record
AUGCCACACUCCGCCGCCGACAGAAACCUCUGGCUGGCCUAUGCCAACGCAGUCAAGGAGGCCAUCCAGUUUGAGCCAACGCAUGGUACUGCCCUGUACCUCUCCAGCAAGGCCCAGAAAGGACCCUUUGCUUCACCACGGAUACCUCUGGAAUACACCAAUGCCGGCAUCUAUGAAGCUGCGAAUAAUCAUCUGCGAACAGGAGACCUUUUCUAUCACCCCGAUUCUCGAGAUUCUUAUGUGAAGUCUCUCAGAACCUUUCUCCAAUCAGUUGAUGCCGUAAGCGAGGGUGCCAGGGGUGACGUUCACAUCAGCAUCGAGAGUUGUAUGAGGGAGCUCGAAGAUAGCCUUGAAAUCUACGAGAAAUCCGCUGAUAAGGCACGCCGGACAUUCAAAAAGCACUCGGAUGUGGGCAUGACUGGUGAUUCGACCUUUUCGCAAUGGCACCAGACUAAUGCGCCGGCCUUUUGCAACUCUAUUCGAGAUGUCGAGGUUGCAUCUGAUGCUCUUCUAGCUGCAGGAAGCGUGCUCAUUGGGCCGCGAGCGCAGAAGUGGAAUCAAGACUUGAGAAAGCUCCUGUACGCAAUGAUGUCAGAGCAAGAGAUACCAGGAUCAGGCGAGAAGGCUCAGAAACUGCUCAACAAAAUCAAAUUGCGUAAGAAGGCAGGUCCGUCAAAAGUUGUGGCUUGCGUCCCCGCGUUCUAUUGCCCCGACUACGAGAAUGUGGUCAGGGAUUGGAUCGGCGCGGGCCGUCGCGAUGAACCGGGUGAUAGAUUAUACGUGCGUUACGCAGAAGGAGAAAUAGCCGACGAGGGCGGGUUCGGACAUGAAGAGCAGGGCAACAGUUUCAAGUUCACCUACCCACCAUGGCUCUCAUUCUAUGUCGAUGGACACGAGUUGCCUUUCAAGGCUGUCAUGCAGGACAGCGAUGUGGACAUCACCAUAUCUUUUGACAACCUAAGAAUUGUUAAAGUCGCCCCAGGCGCAUGGUAA